Messenger RNA from Odocoileus virginianus texanus, 1432 nucleotides. It is a transcript of the gene MAPK13, whose product is annotated as mitogen-activated protein kinase 13. Gene Ontology annotation, cellular component: nucleus; cytoplasm. The record is from RefSeq and is a predicted model, not a curated record. Gene Ontology annotation, biological process: protein phosphorylation; MAPK cascade. NCBI's taxonomy places the organism in Eukaryota, Metazoa, Chordata, Mammalia, Artiodactyla, Cervidae. Gene Ontology annotation, molecular function: ATP binding; MAP kinase activity.
CCAGGUGCUGGGAGCCCGGCGGGCCGCGAGCGCAGCCACCGCGCUGGGGCCGCCAACGCCGAGUGCCCGGGAUGAGCUUCACCCGGAAAAAGGGUUUCUACAAGCAGGACGUCAACAAGACCGCCUGGGAGCUGCCCAAGACCUACGUGUCCCUGACGCACAUAGGCAGCGGGGCCUACGGCUCCGUAUGCUCAGCCAUCGACAAGCGGUCAGGGGAGAAGGUGGCCAUCAAGAAGCUGAGCCGGCCCUUCCAGUCCGAGAUCUUUGCCAAGCGGGCUUAUCGGGAGCUGCUGCUGCUGAAACACAUGCAGCAUGAGAAUGUCAUCGGGCUCCUGGACGUCUUCACCCCAGCCUCCUCCCUCCGCAACUUCCAUGACUUCUACCUGGUGAUGCCCUUCAUGCAGACGGACCUGCAGAAGAUCAUGGGGAUGGAGUUCAGUGAGGACAAGAUCCAGUACCUGGUGUAUCAGAUGCUCAAGGGCCUUAAGUACAUCCACUCAGCUGGGGUCGUCCACAGGGACCUGAAGCCGGGCAACCUCGCUGUGAACGAGGACUGUGAGCUGAAGAUCUUGGAUUUUGGGUUGGCACGGCAUACGGAUGUGGAGAUGACGGGUUACGUGGUGACCCGCUGGUACCGGGCUCCUGAGGUGAUUCUCAGCUGGAUGCGUUACAACCAGACCGUGGAUAUCUGGUCUGUGGGCUGUAUCAUGGCAGAGAUGCUGACAGGGAAGACGCUGUUCAAGGGGAAAGACUACCUGGACCAGCUGACCCAGAUCCUGAAAGUGACGGGCGUGCCGGGCGCAGAGUUUGUGCAGAAGCUGAAUGACAAGGCGGCCAAAUCCUACAUCCAGUCCCUGCCACAAAGCCCCAAAAAGGAUUUCUCGCAGCUCUUCCCGCGUGCCAGCCCCCAGGCUACAGACCUGCUGGAGAAGAUGCUGGAGCUGGACGUGGACAAGCGCCUGACGGCCUCGCAGGCCCUGGCCCACCCCUUCUUUGAGCCCUUCCGAGACCCCGAGGAGGAGACAGAGGCCCAGCAGCCGCUCGAUGAUUCCUUAGAACGCGAGAAGCUCACAGUGGACGAAUGGAAGCAGCACAUCUACAAGGAGAUCGUGAACUUCAGCCCCAUUGCCCGGAAGGACUCUCGGCGCCGGAGUGGCAUGAAGCUGCAGUGAGACCCAUCUAGCCGGACGCUCAGCUGAGCCCAGGAAUGGCCUCGUGGUACCACCUGCCAGGCACUGCCCCUGGGACCAAUAUUUAUUUAUCACUACUAAAGUCUCAACCCAUCUUGGAUUACAGCCUUCCAAGCAGAGGAUGGAGGGCCCCUUGUCUUGUGUAGGAAACAGGCUUAGUAGACGCAGAAUUCAGAGGGUGUUGGUUGGGAGAAAAUAGCUCUGAUCAUAACUGGCCACAUUAAAGCACAUAACGUGGAGAA